CGAGGAGGUGUCUGUUUACAUCUUUCAAUCCUGGUGAAUAUAAAAGCUACUUCAAAAUUAUUUGAUCAGGCGCAUUUUCUGGGAAAUCAUAAGUCCCAUGUGGAAUUAGCGGUGUAUGCCAUGGGCUGUUUUCAUUUUUCUUUGUCAAACUACGAGCGUGCAGGACGGUUUUUUAGCAGGGCGACGGAACUUGACGCCUCCUUUGCCGAGGCCUGGAUUGCCUAUGGUCAUUGCUAUGCAAAACUAGAGGAAGGUGAACAAGCCUUGGAUGUAUAUAGAAGGGCAAUGAAUUAUUUUCCAGGUCUUCCUUCCUGUAGCAUGUUUGUGGGAAUGCAAUAUGGUAGGAUACAUCAGUGGGGCUUGGCGUCAUAUUUUCUUGAACAAGCUAGAAAAAUUGUUCCAAAUGACCCUUUUGUGCUAAAUGAGAUUGGUGUCUUAAAUGCUAAAACUCAAAGGUUACCAGAGGCGCUCAGUUUUCUUAAGAUGGCUUAUCAAUCCCUUUCUAACCCUGAAAACCCGUCAGAACAUCGAGACUGCAUAAUUUUCAACUUGGCCACAGUUUGCCGAAAAAUAAAACAGUAUGAUGAGGCCUUAUCAUUUUAUACUCUGUAUGUCAAAUGCCGACCCAAUGCUAGUCAUGGUCAUUGUGCUUUGGCCUUCACACAUCAUUUAAUGGGUAACGUAAAGACAGCAAUAGCGCACUACCAUACAGCUUUGAGCAUCAAGGCAGAUUCGUUCUGUCGUGAUAUGCUUGAUCGUGCUUUGGCGACAGAGUUUAAGGAGAAUGCAGUGGGGACUGCUUGGAGGCCGGAGGGGAGCUUGGGUUCUCCUUCUCCAGAUGAUGUGUCUUUUUCCACCGUAUCACGAACUCUUCGUUCAGAGUCAACGGCUUGUGAGAGUAUGGGACCCUCACCUGGCCCAAGUCUUGGAAGAAGCUUGCCUUUUUAA
Molecule: messenger RNA, 948 nt
Organism: Trypanosoma conorhini
Lineage: Eukaryota; Euglenozoa; Kinetoplastea; Trypanosomatida; Trypanosomatidae
Product: cell division cycle 16 protein
Exons: 1
Biological process (GO): cell division
Molecular function (GO): protein binding
Source: RefSeq, a predicted model, not a curated record